Pyrenophora tritici-repentis Pt-1C-BFP is the source of this 1065-nucleotide messenger RNA. NCBI's taxonomy places the organism in Eukaryota, Fungi, Ascomycota, Dothideomycetes, Pleosporales, Pleosporaceae. The record is from RefSeq and is a predicted model, not a curated record.
AUGGCUCUCCACGACCUCGUCCAGUAUAUAACGACCUCUCCUACACUCGCCCUCCUUUAUGGUCUUGCUGUCUUCCUGCCCAUAUACGCGGUUGUUCACACUUUCGUUAUUCGCCCACUUCCGGCCAAUGCUCCACAAGAGAUCCGCGACAACUAUCCCAUAAGUGGCGCCUGGGGGUUCUGGAUGCGACGGUGGGAUUGGUACAGACAACGCAUUAGCCAGUCGCAGACAGGUCAUUUCUCUUUUCACGUGGGAUCACAUCCAGUGGUCGCAUUGUCGGGUGACAGCGGACGACAGCUGAAUUUCGAAAGCAAAGAUCUGGGGUUCGCCGCAGGGUAUGCGGUAUUGUUUGGCCAGACACCUGCCGUAGACAAGUAUGACGAUGGCCAUGGCAGGGACCAUGAUGUGGAUAACCAGUUCAACCGCCGCCUUAUAUCCCUGUUGAAGACCGAGCAUUUCCGUCGCAAGCUGCCCACCCUCAUCUCCGAUACACAAGAAGAAGUACGCAACACAGCAGCCAAGUACGCCCGUGAUCCCAACGCGCCGUUGCGCUAUCAGCUCAACGAUGUUCCGCUAGAUGCCUGGGAAGCCGAGUUCCCCAUCAUCGACAUGUGCUUGCGUGAUUCCAUUCGCUUGAACCUACUUGGCACAACAUUCAGGAAGAACACAAGUGGUCGCGCUAUUCCUAUUGGUGAUAGCAAGGAGGUCAUCCCCCCUGACGCGUUCGUCGUUUAUGCUGCUGGCGACAUCCACCUCAAUCCUGAGGUUUACCCUAACCCGUAUGAGUGGGAUCCAGCGAGAUAUACUCCAGAACGUGCUGAGGAUAAGAGAAAGCUUCACGGCUUCUUGGGUUGGGGAGCAGGUCGGCAUCCAUGCCUCGGCAUGCGCUUCGCAAAGCUGGAACAAAAUAUCAUCACCGCGUACUUCAUCGCUUCCUUUGAUUUCCAUCUUUGUGAUAAAAGCGGAAACCUUGUUCUGGAUGCCCCGAGAGUCGACUUUAACAGGCACUCAGCGCAUAAGCCGAAGAACCCGCCUUACUUGAAGGUGACACCGAAGGAGAAGUAG